AUGAUUAAUAAUCCACUAAAAAAAGCACUUAUUCAAUUCUUCUGUCCUUUAGGAUUAAGUGGCUCUAUCUACAGUUUCUCUAAUUCCAACAGAUUUAGAUACCAAUCAUCAAGAUCUUAAUUCUAAGGAUCAUACCAUUCCAGGUCAAAUAUAUCCUUUGGAGAAUUUGCUCGACAUUGUGAUUAACUAAGGUAAGAGUAGCAAAGCGAGAUAGUUAAAUCAUUAAAACUCAUACCUAUAGCAUCUGCAGAAGAGGUUAUGAAUUUUAUAAAAGCAAACAAGAUUCACGGGAAAGUUUUUAAUAUUGCCUAAAAUUUCAACUUUCUCCCCGAAAGUCUUUAGGAAACUUUAAAAGCAAGAAACAUAACAUCUCCAUCUUCAAUUCAAUAAGCAAUAAUGCCAUUGAUAUUUGAUGGUCAUGAUGUAAUUGCAAUUGCCGAAACAGGAUCAGGCAAAACACUUGCCUAUGCUUUACCUGGAAUCAUGCACUUGCAAGCUUAACCUCCUGUUGCUGGCCCAAGAAUAUUGGUUAUGGCCCCAACUCGAGAAUUGGCUUAGUAAAUUUAGACUUAGUAUGAUCUAUUUGCAAAAACCUGUUGUUUAUAUGGAGGAAUUCCUAAGCCUCAUUAAUAUGUUAGUUUAUCGGAAACUCCUCAAGUUAUCAUUGCUACUCCAGGGCGACUAUUAGAUUUCAUCAAAGGUGGAUUAACAUUGAAAUCGAUCACUUAAGUAGUUUUGGAUGAGGCAGAUAGAAUGCUUGACAUGGGUUUCGAAGAUUAAAUUCGAGAUGUUUUGAAAGAAGUCAGAAAGGAUAGAUAAACAUUAUUCUUCAGUGCAACCUGGCCCUAAGAAGUCUAGAGAUUGGCAAAUAGUCUGUGUAGUCAAGAUCCAAUUUUCUUACAAUUAGGAGAAAGGGGCCUAUCUGUUAAUAAGAAUAUCACUUAAAGUGUGAUAAUUGCUGGAGGAAAUAAGUUCGAAUAAUUAAUAGAAUACUUCAAUCAAAUCAAGGAUAAAAAGGUUUUGGUGUUUUGUUAAAAGAAAAUAGACACAUAAAAGCUUGAGUAUAGAUUAUCAUAGCAUGGAGUAAAUGCUAGAUAUUUGCAUGGAGAUUUAAAAUAAAAUCAAAGAGAUUAUAUCAUGUAAGAUUUUAGAAAUGGAAAGGUUAAUUGUUUGAUUACUACUAAUUUAGCCUCAAGAGGAUUAGAUGUCUCAGAUGUGGAUGUUGUGAUUAAUUAUGAUUUUCCUGAAAAUAUCGAAGAUUAUAUUCAUCGUAUAGGCAGAACUGGUAGGGCUGGCAAAAAGGGAGAGGCUUUAAGCUUUAUUUAGCCCAGAGAUUUGGAUUAUAGGCUCAAAGACGAUCUCAUCAAGGUUUUUAAAUAGUCAUCUUAAGAGAUUCCGUUACAAUUAUUGAAACUAAAGGUGUAUUGA
This is a messenger RNA of Paramecium tetraurelia, 1428 nucleotides long. RefSeq lists its product as uncharacterized. NCBI's taxonomy places the organism in Eukaryota, Ciliophora, Oligohymenophorea, Peniculida, Parameciidae. The record is from RefSeq and is a predicted model, not a curated record. Gene Ontology annotation, cellular component: nucleus; ribonucleoprotein complex; cytoplasm. Gene Ontology annotation, molecular function: RNA helicase activity; ATP binding; RNA binding. The transcript is spliced from 3 exons.